This is a messenger RNA of Dermacentor albipictus, 947 nucleotides long. RefSeq lists its product as uncharacterized. The record is from RefSeq and is a predicted model, not a curated record. Gene Ontology annotation, molecular function: serine-type endopeptidase inhibitor activity. Lineage: Eukaryota; Metazoa; Arthropoda; Arachnida; Ixodida; Ixodidae.
AUGGGGUUCUUAACGGCUUGCGGACGGUCACGUGUCAUUUCAGGUACAAUUAUAACACACGAGCCACUCACAGAAGUGUCGCCGUGCCUGGAGCCGCCACACUGGGCUCCGUGCCUGCCGCCGUCCGCGCAGGCGCGCAACGCCAGCCUCUUCUACUUCGACCGGCAGCUGCAGGCGUGCGCCGUCAAGGAGCAGCUGCCCAUACCGUGCCUGCACCAGACCGCCGUCGUCUUCACCACCGAACGCGAGUGCGUCACGACUUGCGCGAAUCGAACGCGCGGGGCCGUGGCACCCCGGGAGUGCCGAAGGCUGCGGCUAGCUCCCUGCACUGCCAGCGACAUCGUGAGCACGUACAUCCCCGCAGGACCGACCGGGUGCCAGCAGACGCAGCAAUGCCACGGCUCGGAGUUUGUCUUCCACACGCUGGCCGAGUGCCAGAGCGUCUGCUUCGGCAACAUGUCACGGAAGUGCGGGUCCCCGGCUCCGUCGGUGCACUGCAGCAACUGGUCCCGCACCGUGCGUUGGUUCUACAACGCUUACACGCUGGUCUGCCAGGAGUUCCACCAGCUGUGUCUAUCUGGCAGGAACCGGUUCGCGACGUAUGACCAGUGUCUGCGCGUAUGCGUGACCAGCUGAUGUGGCAGCCGUCUUGGCCAACACGGGUGCGACGGCACGUUCAAGAGAGUCCAGAGUGCUCGAUAUCGAAGCCAUUCAGAAGGAAACAAGGCCGCAGGGUGUACGGUGCAUUGACAUCGAUAAUCAUGUACUACGACCUCGCGAACUCUAAAUAUGUUCGAUACAACAGCCGAAUCGCUCCAGACAGUGCAAUAGAUAAUAGGAGAAGAAACGAGACUUGCUUGCUUUCCCUGCGCACAUAUCUAGCAUCUUCCUUAUUAUUAUUAUUAUUUGUCCAGACGUGCAGUAAACAAUAAACAAAGCAGACUGAG